AUCAAUCUCCCCCCACUAUACAAAGCCCCCUCUCACAUCCUAUUCUCUCUCUCUACUCAAAACAUUGCAACCUGAUCCAACAAUAGUAAAACAACAACAACAUUGUCAAAGGAACAAAAAUGUCUUCAAAGUGCAGUAAAAUUCGCCACAUUGUACGCCUCCGCCAGAUGCUACGACGCUGGAGAAACAAAGCACGUAUUUCAUCAGCUAAUCGUGCACCGUCUGAUGUACCAUCUGGACACGUGGCAGUAUGUGUUGGAGCUAACUACACCAGAUUUGUGGUGCGUGCUACGUACCUUAACCACCCCAUUUUUCAGAAGCUUUUGGUUCAAGCUGAAGAAGAGUAUGGUUUCUCUAACCAUGGACCGCUUACUAUUCCUUGUGAUGAAGAAUUCUUUGAAGAAGCUCUAUGGUUUAUUUCCCGGUCCGGUUCGAAUAAUGGAUCAAACCGGUUUGAAGAUUUUCAGAGACGUUGCCACGUGGGAAUUAGAACCAAUGUGGAUUUCUGGCCCGAAUCUCGACCGCUACUCCAUGGUCUAAGUGAAAAAACCAUUUGGUAGCAGUCUAAUUGAACCGAACCGAUUGAUUCGGUUCAAUUUCUGGUGGUUAACCCACUUGGAUUGGUUCGGAGAAAUUUAUGUUUGGUGAAGAACGAUCCAAAGUGUUUUGAGUUUUAUUAUUUUUCGAGUUCCGGUGGGGACUUAAAAUCUAGCUAGAGAUUGUUUCGGCCAAUAUUGGAAUUCAGAUUUGAGUUUGAAUUUGAACCUUCAAAUGGAGCGGCACAAAAUUCAAGAGAAGAUAUCUGAUCCGACUCUGACUCGAGUGAUUAAUCUUUGCAGAUAACCAAGUUGGUUUUUGAAACCAAUUGAGACUUUUACUUGUUACAUUGAAGACUCUCCCAAGGAUUUAUUUAUACAAGGUAAAUUGUGGGUUUCACAUUGUUACCCCAAUUUUCCUUUUUUCCAUAUGGAGAUGAGAUUUUUUUAGGCCAUCUCAGUUGUAUUGUAUUUAAUUUAUGUGCAUUAUUAUAUCUUGCACUAAAAAAAAGAAAACAAUUUUACAAUGCUCCGGGGAUGCUAAGGAGAUGGCUACAACUGAGUCGUCCCGAGUUCGGAUCCGAGUGAAGGUAGCGAGUUGAUGAGGAUCAUUAUUAUUAUUUUCAUUUCUGGUAACUUUUGUAAACUACUGUGUAUGUAAUCUUGAUUCAUGUUCAUGAAAUGAAAUGGAACUGUAGAGAAUAUUGAAUUUUCAAAA
Messenger RNA from Medicago truncatula (barrel medic), 1254 nucleotides. Its product is annotated as auxin-induced protein 6B. Gene Ontology annotation, biological process: response to auxin. The coding region runs from base 120 to 560 and encodes 146 amino acids. Lineage: Eukaryota; Viridiplantae; Streptophyta; Magnoliopsida; Fabales; Fabaceae. The record is from RefSeq and is a predicted model, not a curated record. The transcript has a single exon.